AGGAGACAGCUACAGUGAUCCAACUAAACCAACAGGGGAUUUUCAUCAAUACUUUUCUGAUGUAAAUCAUGGUGCAGAUUAUUAAAGACAUGAAUGAAUUUAAAACAUUUUUGACAGCUGCUGGACAUAAACUUGCAGUGGUUGAAUUUUCUUCAACAUGGUGUGGUCCCUGCAAAAGGAUGUGCCCUAUUUUUCAUGCAAUGUCUGUGAAAUACCAGAAUGUAUUUUUUGCUAAUGUGGAUGUGAACAAUUCUCCGGAGCUGGCUGAAACUUGUCACAUCAGAGGAAUACCCACAUUUCAGAUGUUCAAGAAAAGCCAGAAGGUAACCCUAUUCUCAAGAAUCAAAAGAAUAAUUUGCUGUUACAGAAGUGGAGUCAUGAGCAACCCGUGUCUUGCAGAUGAUGGAAAUAGGUAGGAUUAACUUUUCAAUCAGGAAUAAAAUUCCUUAAAGCCUCAACAUUUUUGCAGUAUCUCAAAUCAAUAAAUGUUUCACCUUUGUGCAUUUUUUAAACAGAUUUUUGAAUUUUGUGGUGCCGAUGCUAAAAUAUUGGAAGCCAAGAUUCAAGAAUUAAUGUAAGCUGAUCUCCAAGACAAAAUAUACUUGUGACAUUUUAACAGGAAA
Molecule: messenger RNA, 623 nt
Organism: Saimiri boliviensis boliviensis (Bolivian squirrel monkey)
Lineage: Eukaryota; Metazoa; Chordata; Mammalia; Primates; Cebidae
Gene: TXNDC8
Product: thioredoxin domain containing 8
Molecular function (GO): protein-disulfide reductase activity
Source: RefSeq, a predicted model, not a curated record